Klebsormidium nitens is the source of this 3243-nucleotide messenger RNA. NCBI's taxonomy places the organism in Eukaryota, Viridiplantae, Streptophyta, Klebsormidiophyceae, Klebsormidiales, Klebsormidiaceae. The record is from the annotation of a GenBank genome assembly.
AUGGGCGGGGGGAGCAAGAACGCACUCAUGGACGGUGUGGGCCAUCAGGGGGGCCCCGCAAGCGGUGCGGACGAGGGAAAGGGCGCACCAGAAGGGCAGGAAGGCAGGAGGGACUCCGGAAGCUCGGAGCUCGAGGAGGGGGAGAUCCCCACUGAGUCCGACGGAGGGUUUGAGGGGGCAGACGGCCUGGAGAAUGCGUCUGGGGAGCAGAGUCUGAACGACGUUGGCGCUGAGCCGGACGAGGGCGAUGCAAGCACGGUACUGGAGACGGAUAUUGAGGCCAAAAGCCCGAGCAACGAGCAGGAGACGGGAGCCGGAGACGGUGACGAAGAAGACGCAGACGGCGGCGGGGCGGAGCGCGACGUUCGGUGCGCAGCUGUUAGUGGGGGAGACGCAGUUGCUGACGUCAACAGCCAGGGGGGUGACGUGCAAGAUGAGCGGGGUCAGGCGCCAGAGGCAGCGGCGGCAGGCUCAGACGUGACGCAAGCGGACGUGCUGAGUCGGCUUUCGCUAACCCCAGCCGUCGAACAGUCCCCCCCCUCUCCCCCUGGCAGCAUGCCGUCAGGGACUGUCCCCCCCCAAAUGUCUCUGAAAAGCGGCGACAGCGAGGAGAGCGCCGGGGAUCGUGACCCGUGGAGCGGGGACAGCGCCGACCCGUUCGCACACCGUGACUUCAACUCCGACGCCGGGGCCCCGUUUCUCCCCGGAAUGUCGAACUCAACACCCCCCCGGAAGUCGCGGCGCUCUAGCAUGGGGGCCGGGAAAGAGAACGCCUCCCCGGCGCAAGAUGGCAGUGACGGCCGGAAGACGGGAAGCGACGGCGGUCCGGUCACGCCGGGGGGUUUCCACGCGGGAACGUCUCCGAACAAGUCGUCUCCCCUUGUCCAGAAAACCACCCCGCGACCCCCCGGUUCUGAUUCUGCGAAGAGGGGCAGCCGCAGGCAGUCCUUGACGCACCCCCCAAGCGGAACAGCAUCGGAUCCGGAGGUCAAGCCUGGUGCCGGCUUCUGGAGGCAACUGCUGGCGCUGAAUCAGCAACGGGCGGAAUGGAACGGCGAAUGGGAGCAGAUGAUGCGGAAAGCAUCGAGUUUCUUUGCUCGUGUGCCGGAGCCUGAAUUUUGGGCGGGGAAAGAAGCCGGCGGCAGUCCGGCCAUGUGCGCAGGGGGGGAAGAGACCGAGUGCGCGCAAGAGCUGGGCAGCGACGGAGGGGAGCGCCCCAGGGAAGCGCCCGCAAAGCUGACUGGGGGGACGGGCGGAGAAGUGCUCGGAGAGGCGAGGGCGAGAGCAAUGACAGACAAGGAAGGGGUGAGGAUGGCGACGUCAGCAACGGACGACGCGCCGACGGAGACGAGAGAGUCACAGACUGAGGACGCCGCGCUGGUGAAGGACAAAACCGGAGGCAUGCCCGGGAGGACGAAGCAGACGCUGACACGUGGCGGCCAGGAAGCGGGUGGGGAGAUGGCAGCGGGGACCGGGAAAGAUGCGCCCGGGAGGAAGGCCGGCUCGAAGGGAGCUCCCGGGGAACAGCCGGCUGUAGGAGGACCUGGUUCGGCGAUGCCCGGGGAGGUGGUUGCGGUCAAGCCGAAGACGAAGCAGGCUGGAAAUGGGGCCCCAGGAAAGCAGCCGGUGAAGAGAACUACUGGCAUCAAGCUGACGAACCGGGCCCUCGUUAAGAUUCCGGCACUGAAAGCUUCGGCAGGUGGAGCGAAGGACAGCGCGAGGAAAAAGACGCAAGGAGGAGGGGCUGGAAAGAGCGGGCCGCUGAAGAGGGGAGAAAUGCCCCGGGGCCGACUGGGCAAGGAAGCAACCGGGGAAGCCGCUUUGGCUGGGACGGGAGAGGCAACCAAAGCGGCCGGGAAGAAAGCGAUGGGAACAAUUAAGUCCGGGGAAAUUGGAGGAGAAAAGGCGAGGGCAGCCGGCGAGACGGUGAGCAACCGGCUGGCAAUACCGGUCGGGGUUGGGCAGACCGAGAACGAGCCAGGGAACCCCGGUGAACGGACAUUGGGAGAUGAGGCCGCGCGAGCGAACGGAAACCGGGCGCUCGUUCUAGAACCCCGGGCGCCAGGGAAGGCCGGGGCAAAAAGCUUGGGUGAUCACGCUGCCCGGGGGAGCAACGACCGCGCGGUGGACGCCCUGCCCGUGGCGCUGGGGAACGAGGCACAGCGGCCGGGGCUUGACGCUGCCCGGGCGAUCGGCGACCGCGCGCUCAUGGCACUGCCGCCCGUGCGCAUUGCGCCAACCCCGGGGAGCGCCUCCACUGACCGGGACCUUUUGGAGGCAGCACCGGGGAGCGGCCAGCCAGGGAGCGGGGCGACCGGGUCGAGUGGGCUGCUCAGCCCCAUGACGCCGCCGACCUGGGAGCAGUCGAAGCUGUGGGCGCGGAGCGAGGGAGCCCACGGAUACUUCUAUGCGGCGGGUGUGAGUUUUGCGGACCCGUUCCAAGCUUCGCUUUCGGUGUUCUGUUUGAUCCAGUAUAGAGGCGGAAGGGCAAAUCUGCAUUACGGCUGUGCGGGAGCGCCCGCAGAGGAAGGAAAUGAGCUGACAGGGUCUGUAGUUUCUAUGGACAAGGAGAAGACGGAGCAGUUGGGGCGGGAGUUUCACGAGGGACUGCGCGUGCCGCUAGACCCGUGGUCCCGCGAGUUCCUCGGCCCCCGUCUCUACACCGUCAAGGAGUGCGGCGACACAUUCAACACCGUGUGCAACGACAUAUGCAUGUUGCUCGCGGAGUCGGAGCCGACGGCCAAGAAGAGGCUGCUGCGGUUGGUGGCGGAGGCGGCCAAGGAGUCGUUCAUGCCGAACGACUGGCGCCGGGACUUCUCCGACACGGCCAAGUCGUGCUUCGACCGGAACUCGAAGGGGCAGUACGUCAGAUGCCCCGACACCCUGUUCCACGGCUCCCGCAACGUGCGCCACCUGCACGCGCACCACCGUUACCUCGAGCUGUUGCUGAAGGCCGAGCCGUUCUACUUGUCGGAAUACUUUACUUGGGGCGAGACGUGGGCGCGAAACCUGCUGGAGGGAAGACGGCUCCCGUCGUUCAUGUACCGGCUGUACUUCAAACUGAAGCCGGCCGACGUGAAGCCUGAGGUGCAGAGCAGCCUGAGCCGGAGGCAGAGCCCCACGCUGCACGCGGCGGUUGUGCGGCUGGAGGACACGGCCAACCACGGCGUGUUCUCGGACUACGUGGACUUUCUUCGGAUGCAGAAGUUCGAGGAUUCCGAUAUGGAACCAACCUGGGCUUGA